Molecule: messenger RNA, 930 nt
Organism: Prunus armeniaca (apricot)
Lineage: Eukaryota; Viridiplantae; Streptophyta; Magnoliopsida; Rosales; Rosaceae
Source: the annotation of a GenBank genome assembly
AUGAUGGUGGUAAAAUUGAAGAACCAUCUCUUUCUGAGACAAAGAGGAUUCCUGAGGAUCUUGUACAAAUACAAUCUUAUAUACGCUGGGAGAAAGCUGGGAAACCAACUACUCCCCAGAAGAGCAACAUGUAAAUUCCAAAUCUCCUUUGAGCUUCUGAGGGAAUUUGAGGAAGCAAGACAGGAGUUGCAGAGGGAACUAGAAAAAGGUGCCUCUCUUGAUGAGAUACGGAAGAAGAGUACCAAAGGAGAGAUACAAACAAAGGUUACAAAGAAAUUUGAGAGUAAACAGGUUUUUAGAACCGACAGAAUACAGCGCAAGAAGAGGGACUUUAUGCAGAUUAUCAAUAAACAUGCUGCUAAAAUUGUAGAUGAAGCUAAAAUUGUAGAUAAAGAACAUUCAGUCAAACCCAAAACCUUGACAGCAGUUGAGCUUUUCGCCAAGGCAAAGGAAGAACAAGAUGGUGGUUCUGUUCUGAGGAAAUAUACUUUCGGGCUCAAUGAUAAGGACCUCCUGGUUGUUAGGGACUUGGUGAAAACCCUGGUUGGAGCUUAUCCUGGACGGGCUCUAAGUUUUAUUAGCAAAAAGAAUGAUCUGGACUCUCCUCAGGUGUUGGGUUACCCUAGCAAACCCGUUGGCCUCUUUAUAAGACGAUCCAUAAUCUUUCGAUCUGAUUCCAAUGGUGAAGAUCUUGAAGGUUAUGCAGGUGCAGGCCUUUAUGACAGUGUUCCUAUGGAUGAGGAAGAGAAAGUUGUGCUUGACUAUUCAUCUGACCCACUGAUGGUUGACGGAAACUUUCGCAAGUCAAUCCUCUCUAGCAUUGCUCGUGCCGGAAGCGCAAUUGAGGAGCUGUAUGGGUCUCCACAAGACAUUGAAGGUGUGAUCAGGGAUGGGAAACUCUAUGUUGUCCAGACAAGACCCCAAAUGUGA